GCGUUUGACUGCUGCUUAAGUUUCUUGGUCUCAUCGUGCUCGACUGCUCGUGAUUUCAUCCACUCCUCUGUAAGUGACUACACUUCCAGCCUGUGCAUCUAGUCUCAGUCUUCUGCCAUCUUCAAUCUUCAUUAACAGGUAAUGAAAUUAAUUUUCUUGCUAUAAAAUUUUGCCUCCCGGGACGGUGACCCGUCGAAGGGAAACCGAAGAUUCGAGAGGACCCAUAUUUCCACUCCGUCGCGGCGGCUAUUCUCAGAUACUCCAUCUGAUUCUCUCACUCUAUUUUCACCGCCACUAGGUACUGGGGACGGCAUAACCGCCCACGAAUCAGUUGCUGCCAUUUGAAGUUUAGAAAAUAAAUCAAAAUGGGUAGUACGGCGGCGCAGAUUCCCAGUAGCUUUGGCCAUGAGCUGAGGGCAUGUCUUCGUUGCCGCCUCGUCAAAACCUACGACCAGUUCAGAGAGUCAGGGUGCGAGAAUUGCCCAUUCUUCAAGAUGGAAGACGACCAUGAGCGUGUUGUGGAUUGUACAACUCCUAAUUUCAAUGGGAUAAUUUCAGUCAUGGAUCCAUCUCGAAGCUGGGCUGCCCGUUGGUUGCGAAUUGGAAAAUUUCUUCCUGGUGUUUACACUCUUGCUGUUUCAGAGGCUCUUCCGGAAGAAAUGCAGGCAAUUUGUGAAGACGAGCGUGUGCAGUAUAUUCCUCCCAAACGCAUGUGAAGAAGCACUUGUGUCAUUUCCUUCAUAUCGACUGAACAGAAACUGAAUUGCCAAAGUUUGUAUUAAAAUGUAGGUUUCCAUAUUCAUAGUUAAUUUCCUGCUUUGUGCACCUUUUUUUGAUAAAAAUGAUUCAAGAUGAUAUUGAACGGGCACUGAUAUAGCUGGUUGAGUGCAUUGAUUUAACUUGGACAGUAGACUGGGCGGAGCUUUCUUAGGCUUGUUUGCAAGCAUGCUAGUGUAGGUGGAACUUGUUUAGGUUUGUUUGGGGCUGAGCCUGAAUAUACACUCUUGUAAAAAUCCUAGAUUUUAAUCUUUUUAACUUAGAUAAAUCGGUGUUUCCUCUUCUCAAA
Messenger RNA from Prosopis cineraria, 1066 nucleotides. Its product is annotated as transcription elongation factor SPT4 homolog 1. The coding region runs from base 366 to 716 and encodes 116 amino acids. Gene Ontology annotation, cellular component: nucleus; DSIF complex. Gene Ontology annotation, biological process: positive regulation of DNA-templated transcription, elongation; chromatin organization; regulation of transcription elongation by RNA polymerase II. The record is from RefSeq and is a predicted model, not a curated record. NCBI's taxonomy places the organism in Eukaryota, Viridiplantae, Streptophyta, Magnoliopsida, Fabales, Fabaceae. The transcript is spliced from 8 exons. Gene Ontology annotation, molecular function: zinc ion binding; RNA polymerase II complex binding.